AUGACUCUCGAUGAGAACGCCCCGGAACGAGACUCGGAAGUCUUCUGGCAAUCUCAAAGGGCCGAAGCCCUAGAAGGGAAGCGCGAACCGACUUGCGAACCGGUAAUUUCGAUCAGGCUCGACGAAUCCUCUCCGGAACCAUACGUCGAGAUUGGAGCCAACCUCCGCGAGCCACAAAAGACAGAGCUCAUCGCCUGGGCCGCGGAAGACAUUCCAGGGAUCGAUAUCGGCAUAACGUGUCAUGAGCUUAACAUCGAUCCGACUUACAGACCUGUCAAACAAAAAAGAUGGAAGCUAGGACCGGAGCGUUCCACCGCGAUCGUGAUGAAUCCCGACGAUCGUGAGAAAACUGCGUUCAUCACCGAUCGGGGAACAUAUUGCUACAAAGUAAUGCCUUUCGGUCUCAAGAAUGCAGGCGCCACUUACCAGCGACUUGUCAAUCGAAUUUUCUCCGAACAGCUCGGCAAGACUAUGGAGGUAUAUAUCGAUGACAUGCUCGUAAAGUCUCUUCACGAGCACGACCACGUCUCCCAUUUGGAGGAGUCCUUUGCAAAACAUAACGCCCACAACAUGAAACUGAACCCUGCAAAGUGUAGAUUCGUGGUCCUACGACACGCUGAAAGGGAAUAA
Molecule: messenger RNA, 630 nt
Organism: Brassica oleracea var. oleracea
Lineage: Eukaryota; Viridiplantae; Streptophyta; Magnoliopsida; Brassicales; Brassicaceae
Exons: 2
Coding region: 1-630 (209 amino acids)
Source: RefSeq, a predicted model, not a curated record